UAGCAUCCCCCCCUACCAGCAAUCUUAAUGCUUAAGUGGACUAAACAACAACAACAAAAUCUUCAACUCUUUCAAAAUCAUUCGCAACCAUCCUCCAAUACUCAAAACUCUCUUAAUUCUACAAAUUUUCCAAAUCUCUCAACUUACAAAACUUCUACAGACGUCUCCAGUAAAUCUCGCAAAAAAUCACGUUACACUACCAGUUCGGCGCAUCCUUCCCAACCUCAAAAAAUGCCCACUAUGACCCAUACCUUGGAAAGACGUAUACACCGCCGUUCUUUAGACAAUCUUUUAGAUUCUCCCUUGGAAGAACGUCGUAGGUCACGACAUUCUUUGACGGGUAAUCAUAAUAAAGAGAAUUUUGGCGUACACUUUAUGCGCAACUCUUUUGGCAAUACUAGUCUAACGGCUCUGCAUGAUCUCAGUAAUGGCAAGAGUCCUAGAAGGUCCCAGGAACAAGCUACAACCACGCCUCCUGCUCCUCCUCUAACCUUAAACAUUAAAAGGUUUAAUACAGCCGCGGUAACUGCUAUGGAUAUAACACCCACGAGAAAUAACAAUGCUGGAGGAGAGGUGAGAUCUAGAUUUUCCGAUGAUUUUGCUCAGGAAGAUGAUGUAACGCCUUUGUCGAGAUUGAAAUUUAGAAACAAAUUGAAAGAGGAUUCCUUGUCAUCCUCCAGAAUGGGAGAUGUUACUUUGGAUAGAAUGUUGGAUGCCAUUAUAGAAAGUGCCCGCAAAGAGGUGAAACCCAAGUGUCUACAUAAGCGCAUGGAAGAGACUAAUCAACAAGAGAAUCCGGCUAAUGAAGAGAGUAUACAUGAAAUGGAAGUAAGAACGCCACAGCAUUUGAAAAGGCAGAGAGUAGUGAGAAGAAAAAAUCCCAAGAAUACAGUAAAAAAGAACAAAAAAGAAAAGGCCAAAGAAGAUAGCAAAAUCUUAAACAAAACUCUAGAGGAAUUGGAAGUAAAGAAAGACAAACGAGAAAACGAAAUGAUAGGCUUAACUUUACCCAAUGGUAUACCCAGUCCAGAAACCCCUUUAUUUAAAAACUCUCAAACACAAAAAGCUUUAUUAAAUAUGGAAACACCACCGCAACACUUGACCUUUGAGGUGGAAAAUGAUAUACAAAGAUGCAGUACUCCAACUCUAGAAGAAGUGCCCUCCAUAAAGAGAUGUUUAAGUUUCUCCUGUAACAGUGAGGAAGAGGAUGAGUACCAACAUAUGCACAAAAGAAGCUCAGUGGCCUCUAGCAUAGCCAGUUCGACACAAGAGCAAUUAAGUGGUAGUUCUUCUUCAUUGACAGCCAACAACGUCAAAGGUUCACUAGAUGUGGCCAUAUAUAAAGAACAGGAAUCCUUAAAUGUACAUGUCAUUCGUUGCCGUGAUCUACAGCGCAGCAAUGGUUCUUCCAAUCUCAAUGCUUAUGUCAAGGUGGCUUUAAUACAAAAGAAUCAAACUGAACAUCAGGGUUUUCAACGCACCGCUGUACAUCGUCAUUCUAGUCGUCCUUAUUUCGAUCAUUGUUUCAAAUUUGAUCUGUCCGAUUUGUCGCAAGCCUUAGAGGAUUUAGAUGAUAGCGAUCGUUUACAAAUGGCCGUUUGGCAUCGUGAUAGACAACAUAAGUGAGUAUGAUCGUAGCUAUUCUUUGCAAAACAACAAAUUUACACACUCUCUAAGGGCCAGCAAACCAAAAAUAUUAAACGACC
Lucilia cuprina (Australian sheep blowfly) is the source of this 1706-nucleotide messenger RNA. RefSeq lists its product as uncharacterized. Gene Ontology annotation, biological process: signal transduction. The record is from RefSeq and is a predicted model, not a curated record. The coding region runs from base 28 to 1626 and encodes 532 amino acids. NCBI's taxonomy places the organism in Eukaryota, Metazoa, Arthropoda, Insecta, Diptera, Calliphoridae. Gene Ontology annotation, cellular component: plasma membrane; nucleus. The transcript has 2 exons.